GCCCCCCUCAGUCCAGCCGCUGCACUCCUUCCGGCGGCCGUUUCUCGGGUGCCCAGAGUUGACACUGCCACGGGUCUGGGGGGAGCCAGGAUUCCGGGCUGACGUUCCCCGCCCACUCCUGCAGGGCGCGCGUCCGAGCUGCCCACCCUGGCAGAGCUGUCACCGGCGCUGCUGCCUGUCGGGCUGCGCCCCUGCGCCUUGCCUCCUCCCUGCCCGGGCCCCGCGUUCCCGCCUCUAGAGCAGAUCCGGUGGUUUUCGCAGCCCACCCCGGCAUUUUCACUUGAGGGCCAGCUGUGGCAGUUCCCUCCUUCUCCAACUAGUCUGCCUUUCCUCAUUACCUCCCGGAAGGAGGCGGCUUGGCAGGCACCGUGGAAAGAGCCCUAGAUUUGAAGCAAGACUGGCCCAGGUUCCAGGCCUUGCGUCAGUGUGAUCACUUAACCCUUCCCAGUCGCAAGCUUCUUAUCUGUACCCUGGGGGAGUAUGGACUAUUGUUGAUCUGCGGGGGUGAAGUGAAAUUUUUCAUUUUCCUAUUUGUCCUCAUUGGAAACCCUGGUAGCAUAGUGGUUAAGAGCUACAGCUGCUAACCGAAGGGUCGGCAGUUCGAAUCCACCAGGUGCUCUUUGGAAACCGUAUUGGGCAGUUCUAGUCUGUCCUGUAGGGUCGCUAUGAGUCGGAACCGACUCGACGGCAACCGUUUUUUGGUUAUUUGUCCUCAUGUGUGUCAGAUAUUGUGCUAGGCUUGCACACCAGGGGUAUCACCUGAGUUAUUUGCCUUCCUGUCACCAUGUAGGUCUCCGGGCCAGGGCAAUGUUCCGCACCGCAGUGAUGAUGGCGGCCAGCCUGGCGCUGACCGGGGCCGUGGUGGCUCAUGCCUACUACCUCAAGCACCAAUUCUACCCCACUGUGGUGUAUUUGACCAAGUCCAGCCCCAGCAUGGCAGUCCUGUACAUCCAAGCCUUCGUCCUUGUCUUCCUCUUGGGCAAGGUGAUGGGCAAGGUGUUCUUUGGGCAGCUGAGAGCAGCAGAGAUGGAGCACCUCCUGGAACGUUCCUGGUACGCUGUUACUGAGACCUGUCUGGCCUUCACCGUCUUCCGGGACGACUUCAGCCCUCGCUUUGUUGCGCUCUUCACUCUCCUCCUCUUCCUGAAGUGUUUUCACUGGCUGGCUGAGGACCGCGUGGACUUUAUGGAACGCAGCCCCAAUAUCUCCUGGCUCUUUCACUGCCGCAUUGUCUCCCUCAUGUUCCUUCUGGGUAUCCUGGACUUCCUCUUCGUCAGCCAUGCCUAUCACAGCAUCCUGACCCGUGGGGCUUCUGUACAGCUGGUGUUUGGCUUUGAGUACGCCAUCCUGAUGACUAUGGUGCUCACCAUCUUCAUCAAAUACGUGCUGCAUUCCGUGGACCUCCAGAGUGAGAACCCCUGGGACAACAAGGCUGUGUACAUGCUCUAUACGGAGCUGUUCACAGGCUUCAUCAAGGUUUUGCUGUAUAUGGCCUUCAUGACCAUCAUGAUCAAGGUGCACACCUUCCCACUCUUUGCUAUCCGGCCCAUGUACCUGGCCAUGAGGCAGUUCAAGAAAGCUGUGACAGACGCCAUCAUGUCUCGCCGAGCCAUCCGCAACAUGAACACACUGUACCCAGACGCCACCCCAGAGGAACUCCAGGCAAUGGACAACGUCUGCAUCAUCUGCCGGGAAGAGAUGGUGACUGGCGCCAAGAGGCUCCCCUGCAACCACAUUUUCCACACCAGCUGCCUGCGUUCCUGGUUCCAGAGGCAGCAGACCUGCCCUACCUGCCGCAUGGACGUCCUUCGGGCAUCGCUGCCAGCCCAGUCACCGCCACCCCCUGAGCCUGCAGACCAGGGGCCACCUCCCGCCCCCCAGCCCGCACCACUCCUGCCCCAGCCCAACUUCCCCCAGGGUCUCCUGCCUCCCUUUCCUCCUGGCAUGUUCCCUCUGUGGCCCCCCAUGGGCCCCUUCCCACCUGUCCCACCUCCUCCCAGCUCAGGAGAGGCUGCGGCCCCUCCAUCUACGAGUGCAGCUGCCCUUUCUCGGCCCAGUGGAGCAGCCACAACCACAGCUGCUGGCACUACUGUUGCUGGUGCCUCUGCCCCGGCACCUGGUUCUGUCCCUGCCCCUGAGGCUGGCCCCACCCCAGGCUUCCCCUUCCCUCCCCCCUGGAUGGGUAUGCCCCUGCCUCCCCCCUUUGGUAAGUUGGGCUGCUCUUGGGCUGUUCUGGACGGGGAGGGUGGGCCAGGCCCAGCAGCCAGUUUGAGCUACUGCCUCUCCCCAGCCUUCCCCCCAAUGCCCGUGCCCCCUGCGGGCUUUGCUGGGCUGACCCCGGAGGAGCUGCGGGCUCUGGAGGGCCAUGAGCGGCAGCACCUGGAGGCCCGGCUGCAGAGCCUGCGCAACAUCCACACGCUGCUGGACGCUGCUAUGCUGCAGAUCAACCAGUACCUCACUGUGCUCUCCUCCCUAGGGCCCCCCCGGCCUGCCACAUCAGUCAGCCCCACUGAGGAGGCUGCCCCUACAGAUGUUGCUGCUGCCUCCUCCACUAGCAUUCCCAGCUCCGAGGCCACCACUCCAUCCCCAGGAGCCUCCCCACCAGCCCCUGAGACUGAAAAGCCUCCAGCUCCAGAGUCAGUGGGCGCUGAGGAGCUGCCGGAAGAUGGGGAACCUGAUGCAGCUGAGCUCCGCCGCCGCCGCCUACAAAAGUUGGAGUCCCCUGUUGCCCACUGA
This is a messenger RNA of Loxodonta africana (African savanna elephant), 2736 nucleotides long. RefSeq names its product synoviolin 1 (gene SYVN1). The record is from RefSeq and is a predicted model, not a curated record. Bases 715 to 2736 code for a protein of 673 amino acids. Lineage: Eukaryota; Metazoa; Chordata; Mammalia; Proboscidea; Elephantidae. The transcript has 14 exons.